AUGGAGUGGGGUUACCUGUUGGAAGUGACCUCUUUGCUGGCCGCCCUGGCGCUGCUGCAGCGCUCGAGCGGUGCGGCGGCCGCCUCAGCCAAGGAACUGGCGUGCCAGGAGAUCACCGUGCCGCUGUGCAAGGGUAUCGGCUACAACUACACCUAUAUGCCCAACCAGUUCAACCACGACACGCAGGACGAGGCGGGCCUGGAGGUGCACCAGUUCUGGCCGCUGGUGGAGAUCCAGUGCUCGCCCGACCUCAAGUUCUUCCUGUGCAGCAUGUACACGCCCAUCUGCCUAGAGGACUACAAGAAGCCCCUGCCUCCCUGCCGCUCGGUGUGCGAGCGCGCCAAGGCCGGCUGCGCGCCCCUCAUGCGCCAGUACGGCUUCGCCUGGCCCGACCGCAUGCGCUGCGACCGGCUGCCUGAGCAGGGCAACCCCGACACGCUGUGCAUGGACUACAACCGCACCGACCUCACCACGGCCGCGCCCAGCCCGCCGCGCCGCCCUCCGCCGCCGCCCCCCGGCGAGCAGCCGCCCUCCGGCAGCGGCCACGGCCGCCCACCCGGGGCCCGGCCCCCGUCCCGCGGCAGGGGCGGCGGCGGGGACGCGGCUGCGCCCCCUGCACGCGGCGGCGGCGCAUUCCCCAUUGGACCAGCACCCAUCCGGAGGCACCCUGCUGGGCUAGGGGGCAAACACCCAUUUGAGAAGUAG
Molecule: messenger RNA, 705 nt
Organism: Odocoileus virginianus texanus
Lineage: Eukaryota; Metazoa; Chordata; Mammalia; Artiodactyla; Cervidae
Source: RefSeq, a predicted model, not a curated record